AUGACAAGUGAAGUUGCUGAAGAUAAUAGUAAACCUGCUUCUAACGCUAGUGCUACCGCCAACACUACCUCUUCCUCACGUAAAAGAAAGACAAACACUGAGGAACAAUCUACUGUUGAACGCAAAAUAAACCCAAGACGUGCUGCUAAAACUAAAACUGAAAUAGCAAAAGCUGAAGCUUCUUCUUCUUCCUCGACUGCAUCCAAAGGCGCUACUAAGACUAAAAAAGCAAAAACUGAGGUAUUUUUAUAUUAUAUACUUAUACUAUUACAUCUUUCUUUAUAUUGUGGUGAAUCUUCUUCAUCUUCAAAUGAUGAAAUCUUGUACACUAUGGAUGCAAAACCUCAUAAAUAUUCUACUGGUUAUGGAUGGACAACAACUAAUACAAAAGGUAAAAUCAAGGUUGAAAUCGAAGGCAAGGAAGUUGAAUUACCUGUAACCAUUAGUUUCAAUGUCACCGUUCAUGGUUCAAAGAAAUAA
Messenger RNA from Entrophospora sp. SA101, 480 nucleotides. The record is from the annotation of a GenBank genome assembly. NCBI's taxonomy places the organism in Eukaryota, Fungi, Glomeromycota, Glomeromycetes, Entrophosporales, Entrophosporaceae.